Nipponia nippon (crested ibis) is the source of this 663-nucleotide messenger RNA. The record is from RefSeq and is a predicted model, not a curated record. NCBI's taxonomy places the organism in Eukaryota, Metazoa, Chordata, Aves, Pelecaniformes, Threskiornithidae.
AUGCAAGAUGGGGACGUUCACAGGCACCUCUACCUCCAGGGCGUCCUCACCAGCCUCGCGGAGGUGGCAGAGAGACCCAAGGUGUCAGAAUUCAGUUGCCACAUCUCUGGGUGCUGCCAGGUCUUUGAUACACUGGAGGGCUAUGAGCACCACUACAACACACUGCACAGGAAUGUCUGCUCCUUCUGCAAGCGCUCCUUUCCAUCAGGGCCUCUCUUGGAUAUUCACAUCUUAGAGUGGCACGACUCCCUCUUCCAGAUAAUGGCCGAGAAGCAAAACAUGUACAAGUGUUUGGUAGAAGGCUGUGCGGAGAAGUUCAAGAGCAGCAGGGACAGAAAGGAUCACUUGGUCACUGUUCACCUUUAUCCUGCUGACUUCCGGUUUGAUAGACCGAAGAAAGUGAAAAGUGGCCCCAAGCACGCAAGCUCUCCCACGAAGCAGGGUGCCAGUGUGCCGAUGGAUGUGAGCACAGAGAUGUCGGAGCAAUUCCAGGUAGACUCCAUGGAAAUAGGGCCCAGCGAGAACAUGGAGAUCCCUCUGCCUGCAGCCAGCCCCGGCCCCUCGGGGCCAGAGAAACAACUCAAUAAAUCCAGGAUCCCACCCACAAUUUGCUUUGGACAAGGUGCCACUCGAGGAUUUAAAGGACCAAGGAAGAAAGUCUGA